This is a messenger RNA of Babesia sp. Xinjiang, 966 nucleotides long. RefSeq lists its product as uncharacterized. Bases 1 to 966 code for a protein of 321 amino acids. The transcript has a single exon. The record is from RefSeq and is a predicted model, not a curated record. NCBI's taxonomy places the organism in Eukaryota, Apicomplexa, Aconoidasida, Piroplasmida, Babesiidae. Gene Ontology annotation, cellular component: membrane.
AUGGCGUCUUCGGUGACUCAACCUCUGGCCGCCGCUGCCACGGCGAACACCUUUACGAAUGUUAUCCAGCUCGCUGACCCUUUGGAUGAUUCUGAUCGCUGCACUCUCAUUCCUGGGAUCUUCGGGAUAUCUAUUCAGGUACUUCUUUGCGUCAUAUCGAUCGUUGUCGUAUUCUUGAAGUAUGUAUUCGAGCAUACUCGACGACCUCCCCUGGUGUUCUUAAUGGAUUUUGUAACUCUUAUGUGCGGUUCGGGAACCGUGCAUGUUCUUAAUAUAUUAUCGUCGAUUCUAAUUCAACGUUUUCAUGCCGGUAGCGGAGCUGAUACAGGUGACGAGUGCAACAUCUAUUUCAUGACGACACUGUUCGACGCCACAUUUGGGAUCUACAUUGAAUACCGUAUCGUACGAUAUUUGGCAAUACGUAAGGAGGCUGAACACUACUUGGAGCUUACACGGAAGUCCGUUUUCAAUCCUACGACUGAGGAAAUGGCGGAUGCUACACGAAUCGCUACGGUAGCCCUUUCCAAGGGUGUAUCAAUCGGCAAUUAUUCGGGUGACAUAGAAGGCUCAGCAGUUGAGCAUCUGGAUGAUUUUACAGCAUUUGGCGGUUUACCGCAUAACGCAGAAAGAUUUGGUCGUUGGAGACAGUUUGUCAUGGUGGUGACGGAUCCAGGUCAAUGGUUGUGCAUUAUGGCGAAUAAAAAGUUUUUCGACAAUCUUAUAUCGUGGUUGGCUAUUGUAUGCGGACUUAAGGUGUUCAGCAUAACAUUGUUCGUUGUAUUUUCGGGCACCGUCAACUCCGUUGGUGAAUUUAUACUGGGAUUUCUAAACAAGCAGCACACAAUGAAGCUACUAUUCGUUAUGAUUGGAGCGCCGUUGGUGCUCAACGCGUUCCAAUACUGCGUUACUGACUCUAUUAUCAAGAUAAAGAGCGCGGAACGAUCACGUUUAGCUCCGGAUGCUUAG